AUGGAGGCGAUGAUGGAGUCCGGAGGCAACGGCGGCGGCGGCGGCGGAGGAGGAGGAGGCGGCGGUGGAGGGUUGAAGGGAAAAGGAAGGCCACAAGAGCAAUUGAACUGCCCAAGAUGCAAAUCAAGCAACACAAAAUUUUGUUACUACAACAAUUAUAGUCUCACACAGCCGAGGUAUUUUUGCAAAGCUUGCCGCCGGUAUUGGACGGAGGGUGGUUCCCUAAGGAAUAUUCCGGUCGGAGGAGGGUCCAGGAAGAACAGGAAACCGACCGGUUCCGUUUCUGGGUCGGGUUCGGUUCACCACCCUCAGCCGCAGCCGCAGGUGUAUCAAGCGCAGGAUCUGAAUUUGGGGUUUGCAACGGCGGAGGCUACGACGGCGAUGGAAAACGGCGGGCACGGAGGAUUCGGUUGUUACAUACCGAAUUUGAUGCCGUAUUCGGGACGUGAGACGGCGGCGGUGGAAGAGAAUUCCGGUAAUAAUGGGUAUUGGAAUGGCAUGUUUGGUGGAGGGCCGCCAUGGUAG
Messenger RNA from Cucumis melo (muskmelon), 525 nucleotides. Its product is annotated as dof zinc finger protein 2. NCBI's taxonomy places the organism in Eukaryota, Viridiplantae, Streptophyta, Magnoliopsida, Cucurbitales, Cucurbitaceae. Gene Ontology annotation, molecular function: DNA binding; DNA-binding transcription factor activity. Bases 1 to 525 code for a protein of 174 amino acids. Gene Ontology annotation, biological process: regulation of DNA-templated transcription. The record is from RefSeq and is a predicted model, not a curated record. The transcript has a single exon.